Molecule: messenger RNA, 3132 nt
Organism: Rhinichthys klamathensis goyatoka
Lineage: Eukaryota; Metazoa; Chordata; Actinopteri; Cypriniformes; Leuciscidae
Gene: vwa10.2
Product: von Willebrand factor A domain containing 10, tandem duplicate 2
Exons: 15
Coding region: 19-3066 (1015 amino acids)
Source: RefSeq, a predicted model, not a curated record
UUUCUCUAAUUUAAUAAUAUGUUGUAUUUUAUGAGGAAAUUUCCAAGCUUAGAAAUUUCCAUAUUUAAGCUAAUCUAUCUUGUAAUGUUUAGUGAAAUUUCAUCAAGAUUUUCUUCACUGCAUGGUGAGAGAAGACUGAAUUGUCCCACAGCACCAUUUAUUGUGGACAGGACAGCCAUGGUUUCACUGGUUGUGGUGGCUGUAUUUCUUCUCUGUGGGACCCUGUUUCAACCCCCCCAGGCGGCAGCAUUCAAACCUCUUUUUCAGGAUGGCUCCAUCACGCAUCGAGAAAUCACUCAGAUGGCCAUCCUCCGCAAGACAGCAGAAGUGUGCCGUGACAUAGCCACUGCCCAGGGACGAGACUUUACACUGGCUAUAAACAACAGACUGACUGUAUCUGCUGUCCAACGAGCCUGCGCAACAUCUCCUACUUCAACUUCUGCCAUCUCUUCACUGGGUUUUUAUUCAGUGAUAACAGAGAUUUAUCUAAGCAAUGCAGUCAUAGAUGCAGCGUUUGCUCUGAGUGCGGCGCGUCACAUAGAUAAUGAGGCUUUCGGUGAGGGCCGGGACCUCAUCACUAGUGGCCUGGCUGCAGUAAAGGCCAGUGUACAGCAGGGGAGCUAUAUCUCUGGUCGAAUCACACUGGGGGCUGUAUGUCAUACACUACAGGAUUUCUAUAGCCACAGUAACUGGGUGGAACUGGGAAGCACUGCUCCUUUCAGCCCCCUGAUCAGACGUGAACUUCCUCUCAACAAUCUAGCAGACCGCAGCACACCAACAUGCAAAAGCUGCACUGGGAAAGACUGUAGAGAUAACAUUCUCCCGGAAAUAUUGCUGCAUAAGAAACUAACCUCAGGAUAUUUCAGCAUGGUCUUCUCUGCAAAACCUGUGGGCAAGUGUAGCCAUGGCGGCUUUCUUGAUAGGACCAGUUAUAGAGACCCCACCGGAGGCAUCAACAAGGAUGACAUCAGCUCAAGUCACGGCUUCCUUCAUCAGCGUGCCGCUGAAAUGGCCAUCAAUGCUACUAUGGAACUGCUGCAAGACAUCCGACUGGCCACAGGCAACAGAGCCUUUCUUCGAUUGAUGGGCCUGAGUCAGACCUCAGUUCUGGCUUUUGUGAUUGACACCACAGGCAGUAUGUCUGAUGACAUUGAAGAAGCCAAGAGAGUGUCCUUCAGUAUCAUAGACAGCAGGAGAGGAACACCAGAGGAACCUUCAGAAUACAUUCUAGUCCCAUUUAAUGAUCCAGAUUUUGGACCUCUGACAAGGACUAAGGAUGCAGAUAUUUUCAAAUCGAUAAUCAAUUCCCUCACAGCAUAUGGUGGAGGAGACCUUCCAGAGAUGUGCCUGUCAGGACUGCUGUUGGCACUGGCAGGGGCUUCUCCGUCUUCAGACAUUUUUGUUUUCACAGAUGCUUCAGCAAAGGACAUUCACUUAAAAAGCACCGUUCAGGUCAUGAUAGAACGCACCAAGUCAACAGUCACUUUCAUGUUGACUGACCCCUUCUCAUUACGUAGAAGACGGGAUGUCUCACAAUCUCAACAGUUUAAUUCAAGAUCAAUUCCUCUGUCAGACAUACAGCUGUACAGAGACCUGGCUCAAAUUUCUGGUGGACAGACCAUAGAGGUCUCAAGGGCUAAACUUUCUCAGGCCACGGCAGUCAUUACGGAUGCAUCAACCUCAGCCCUGGUAACUGUUCUUCAGGUUGUGAGAAGUCCAGCCAUUGCAGAAAACUUUUCUUUUGUGUUGGAUCCAUCUCUGUCCAAUGUGACUGUGUAUGUCACCGGAGACUCUCCAGUCUUUACCCUCUACAGCCCAGCAGGUGUGUCUCAGUCAGAUUCAGUGGCAGAUGGUCCUCUGGGUAGCAUCCUGACUGUUGGGAAUUUAAGGAGAGUUACACUAAACUCUGACAACCAGACAGGGAUGGAAUGGAAGAUCAGCAUUAACUCUGCAAGCUUCUACAGCCUUAAAGUCACUGGCCAGAGCUCUGUGAACUUUCUCUUUAACUUUGUGGAGCAGUCAGAGGGAGGUGACAUCACACCGAAAGCCAAUCGUCCAUUCAUCGGUCGGAAUGCUACUUUGUUUGUCUCUGUGACCGGAGGAGAUUCAGUCACAGUGACAGACGUGCUUCUAGUUGAAGCUUCAGGAUCUGAUGUUGUUAAUGGAACCAUCAAAGCAGUGGGAGCGACAGACUUCCUGGUGAACGUAGACAGAAUCCCAGAGGGGGCAUUUGUGGUCCAACUUAAAGGGCUGUUGGAUGAUUCAACUCGAUCUUUGCCUAGUCAAUUCCAGAGACAGUCACCAACACAGCAAAAAGGCUCUAGAGUUACCAUCACGGCCCAACCAAGUAGCACCAUAGAGCCUGGAAUUCCUUUAAAUCUCAACUUUACAUUGGUCAAUAAUACUACAGGGAGCAACUACACUAUCCGAGCUCGGACUGACCGCGGCUUCAGCGUGUCUUUCCCCAGCUCUCUGAAUGUGGGGACAGACGGAAGCGCUCAAGGAACUGUAACACUGACCGCACCCUCCAACACAGAGUCAGGGACGGAUGUCACACUCACUAUUGAAGCAGAAGAUCCAGAGUCCAGUGACUCGAAUUACGUGGCACUGCGGUUCAGUGUCAUGACUAAGGUGACUGAUAUUUCUAGCCCUGUCUGUCAGGUAGUGAGCAUCAAAGCUGACUGUCCUGUGGAAUGCAGCACGGCAUCAUGGGAACUCUCCGCCAACUUGACGGACGGGAAUGGUACAGGCAUAUCCGAUGUGUCUUUCAACAGUGGGAACGGCUCUCUCAGCUUAAGAAAUGUGAUUAGUGAGGAUGGCACAAAUGUGACUGUGGCGUCCUACAAUGCUUCCUGUUGUUCUCAGGAAGUAGAGCUGGUAGUUGUAGACAUGGUGGGAAAUGUGGGCACAUGUUUCACUUCUAUAAAGAGUCCCUCUGUAACUGCAACCACAGUUGAGCCUUCAACAAUCACCACGGUCAAAACCACACCCAAUAGAGGCUACUUUGUGUCUUUCUCAAUGUGUGUUUUGCUCUGCAACUUAAUUGUUUUUUUUUUAUGUGAAUAGGAGAAACUUUAGUUGAGUUGAAACUUCAGUUAUAUAAUGAGAUAAGAAUAACAUGCCUCUGAAGUA